Coregonus sp. 'balchen' is the source of this 2370-nucleotide messenger RNA. The record is from the annotation of a GenBank genome assembly. NCBI's taxonomy places the organism in Eukaryota, Metazoa, Chordata, Actinopteri, Salmoniformes, Salmonidae.
AUGAGUGAGUUAUCAUUUAUUUGUCUAAAUUCACCCAUGUGCUUCUGUUUGUCACCUUUCAAACAAGAAAGAAGCUAGCACACACACACACAGAUAGGCACACACACACACACUGACACACACAGAUAGGCACACACACACUGACACAUCAAUUCACAUACUGUAUAUGUGCCUCUGGUCGCAGAACCAUCAUCAUGACAACAGAGACAGAGAGCGAGACAGAAAUAAACAGAAAGAGACAGCGAGACAGAGAGACAGAGACAGAGAUAAGGUGCUCCCUCCCUCUCUCUCUCUCUCUCUCUCUCUCUCUUUCUCUCUCUCUCUGUUUCUCCCUCACUCUGUCUUUCUCUUUCCCUCUCUCCCUCUCCCUCCCUCCCUCCCUCCCUCCCUCCCUCCCUCCCUCCCUCCCUCCCUCCCUCCCUCCCUCCCUCCCUCCCUCCCUCCCUCCCUCCCUCUCUCUCCUCUCCUCUCCUCCCCUAGGGGAUGGGAUGUUCUCAGCAGUUGUAAAGCAGCCUGGCGGCUAGCAGACGGUCUGGCUCCACUGGCUGGCUGGGCAUAGACACACAGCCAGACAUUCUGUCAUGGGCUUCACUUUCACUGGGCUCAGCUAAACAAGCUCCCCCAGCACCAUGCAGGAACACACACACACACACACACACACACAAACAUACACACACACACACACACACACACACACACACACGCACAUGCACAGACGCCUAUAGACACAGGCAGGCAGACAGGGAGGCAUGAACACACACACAAACACACAUACACACACAAACGCCUAUAGACACAGGCAGGCAGACAGGGAGGGAGGCAUGAACACACACACAAACACUUCCUUCCCCGAUGCCUGAACAUGAUACUGAACACAGGAGCUGUUUACUCGGCCCUACUUGUCCAAACACACAUUGAUUUACGAGGAGAGAGACAGAGAUAGGGCCUGACGGAUGACAAUGUCUUUACUGUCAGACCAUACAACAUACGUGUGCAUUCUGACAUAUGCUCAUGCUCUGAGACUGCUAGGUGUGUAUUACAGUAGCUGUCCUGUCUCCUAUCCCUGCCUCCUAUCCCUGUGUCCUAUCCCUGUCUCCUAUCCCUGUCUCCUAUCCCUGCCUCCUAUCCCUGUCUCCUAUCCCUGUCUCCUAUCCCUGUCUCCUAUCCCUGCCUCCUAUCCCUGUCUCCUAUCCCUGUCUCCUAUUCCUGUCUCCUAUCCCUGUCUCCUAUCCCUGUCUCCUAUCCCUGCCUCCUAUCCCUGUCUCCUAUCCCUGUCUCCUAUUCCUGUCUCCUAUCCCUGUCUCCUAUCCCUGCCUCCUAUCCCUGUCUCCUAUCCCUGUCUCCUAUCCCUGUCUCCUAUCCCUGUCUCCUAUCCCUGUCUCCUAUCCCUGCCUCCUAUCCCUGCCUCCUAUCCCUGCCGCCUAUCCCUGUCUCCUUUCCCUGUCUCCUAUUCCUGUCUCCUAUCCCUGUCUCCUAUCCCUGCCUCCUAUCCCUGUCUCCUAUCCCUGUCUCCUAUCCCUGUCUCCUAUCCCUGACUCCUAUCCCUGCCUCCUAUCCCUGCCUCCUAUCCCUGCCUCCUAUCCCUGUCUCCUAUUCCUGUCUACUAUCCCUGUCUCCUAUCCCUGCCUCCUAUCCCUGUCUCCUAUCCCUGUUUCCUAUCCCUGUCUCCUAUCCCUGUCUCCUAUCCCUGUCUCCUAUCCCUGCCUCCUAUCCCUGUCUCCUAUCCCUGUCUCCUAUCCCUGCCUCCUAUCCCUGUCUCCUAUCCCUGUCUCCUAUCCCUGUCUCCUAUCCCUGUCUCCUAUCCCUGCCUCCUAUCCCUGCCUCCUAUCCCUGUUUCCUAUCCCUGUUUCCUAUCCCUGUCUCCUAUCCCUGUCUCCUAUCCCUGUCUCCUAUCCCUGCCUCCUAUCCCUGUCUCCUAUCCCUGUCUCCUAUCCCUGUCUCCUAUCCCUGUCUCCUAUCCCUGUUUCCUAUCCCUGCCUCCUAUCCCUGUCUCCUAUCCCUGUCUCCUAUCCCUGUCUCCUAUCCCUGCCUCCUAUCCCUGUCUCCUAUCCCUGCCUCCUAUCCCUGUCUCCUAUCCCUGUCUCCUAUCCCUGCCUCCUAUCCCUGUCUCCUAUCCCUGCCUCCUAUCCCUGUCUCCUAUCCCUGCCUCCUAUCCCUGUCUCCUAUCCCUGUCUCCUAUCCCUGUCUCCUAUCCCUGUCUCCUAUCCCUGCCUCCUAUCCCUGUCUCCUAUCCUUGCCUCCUAUCCCUGUCUUCUAUCCCUGCCUCCUAUCCCUGUCUCCUAUCCCUGUCUCCUAUCCCUGUCUUCUAUCCCUGUCUCCUAUCCCUGUCUCCUAUCCUUGCCUUAUCUGCUGACUGCAAUAGACACCUGA